Crotalus tigris (Tiger rattlesnake) is the source of this 7783-nucleotide messenger RNA. RefSeq names its product transcription factor 20 (gene TCF20). Gene Ontology annotation, cellular component: nucleus. The transcript is spliced from 3 exons. The coding region runs from base 193 to 5808 and encodes 1871 amino acids. The record is from RefSeq and is a predicted model, not a curated record. Gene Ontology annotation, biological process: regulation of transcription by RNA polymerase II. NCBI's taxonomy places the organism in Eukaryota, Metazoa, Chordata, Lepidosauria, Squamata, Viperidae.
UCUCUCUGAGCGGAGAAUGGGGAGACAAACCUUCGGUCUGUUACUGCGGAGCCGCUUCCGGACAGAAGGAGAUCCUUGCUGCCCCACGCGCCAUUGAAAAAAUCUUGUCCACUCCGCGCUCCCCUCUGGGGGAGCGGGGAGGAGAACGAGGCUUGGGCAGGCUGUUAAGCUGUCAAUACGCAGCUGAACAGCAUGCAGUCCUUUCGGGAGCAGAGCAGUUACCACGGAAACCAACAGAACUACCCACAGGAAGUACAUGGUACAUCCCGGCUAGAGGAAUUUAGCUCUCGCCAGCAAGCUCAGAUGUUUCAGAGCUUUGGAGGAGGUAGCAGCACUAGUGGACGCCGUGAAGCAACAGGAAACUCUGCAUCUAUGGGUAGUGAAAGCUCUGGACAUCAGAGUUAUCAAGGUUUCAGAAAAGAAGCAGGAGAAUUCUAUUAUAUGGCUUCCGGUAAGGAUCCUGUAGCAGGAGGAGGACAACAGCUUCCUCAGCGUAGGCCUUCUGGACCAGUACAGAGCUAUGGACCACCCCAAGGCAGCAGCUUUGGGAGUCAGUAUGGAAGUGAAAGUCACGUGACCCAGUUUCAAACACAACAUUCAUCACUUGGUGGAGUAACACAUUAUCAGCAGGAUUAUACUGGUCCUUUCUCCCCUGGCACUGCUCAGUAUCAGCAGCCAACAUCUAGCCAACAACAGCAACAAGUGCAGCAAAUGAGGCAGCAGCUUUAUCAAUCUCAUCAGCCUUUACCACAGGCCUCUAACCAAUCUGCCUCUAACACACCUCAUUUGCAGUCAAUUCAACGCCCUUCAAAUCUGCCUUCAUCUGCUUCUAGCUAUCCGUUAAGAAUAGGUCAGUAUAGUCAGCACUAUCAGCCUCCUGUUUCUUCCUCUUCUUCAUUUCCUUCUUCGCAACGAUUUGGUCAAUCUGGACAGAACUAUGAUGGUAAUUAUACUGUGAAUGCUGGUUCACAGUAUGAAGGACAUGCUGUUGGUUCAAGUGCACAAGCUUAUGGGACUCAGUCAAAUUACAGCUUUCAGACACAGCCAAUGAAAAACUUUGAGCAGUCAAAGUUGACCCAAGGGAGUCAACAGGCACAAGGACAGGGACAACAGUCACAACAACAGCAGGCUUCUUCACAACAUGUAAUGCAGUAUUCAAAUACUGCUUCCAAACUGUCUCUUCAAAGUCAAGUGGGGCAGUACAAUCAAGCUGAGGUCCCUGUAAGAUCACCCAUGCAAUUCCAUCAGAAUUUUAGUCCUAUAUCUAACCCGUCACCAGCUGCCUCUGUGGUUCAGUCUCCAAGCUGCAGUUCCACACCAUCUCCUCUCAUGCCAAGUGGUGAGAAUCUUCAAUGUGGACAAAGCAACAUUCCAGUAGCAUCUAGAAACCGCAUUUUACAAAUGAUGCCUCAGCUUAGUCCAACACCAUCCAUGAUGCCAAGCCCCAGUGCUCAGAGUGCAGGAUUCAAAGGAUUUGGGCUUGAAGGCUUGCAGGAAAAAAGACUUACAGAUCCAGGACUAAGCAGUUUAAGUGCCCUGAGUAGUCAAGUAGCUAAUCUACCCAAUACAGUUCAGCACAUGUUACUCUCAGAUGCUUUGGUGCCUCAGAAGAAAAGCUCAAAAAAAUCAUCAAAAAAAACAGAGAGCUGCACAAACUCAGAAGGUUCCUCUCAGGCAGAGGAACAGCUUAAGUCUCCACUAGCAGAGUCCAUUGAUGGUGGUUGUUCCAGUAGUUCAGAAGAUCAAGGAGAAAGGGUGAGACAAUUGAGUGGUCAGAGCACCAGUUCUGACACCACUUAUAAGGGGGGUAAUUUAGAAAAAUCUCAGUCAUCACCAGCACCGCCAUCUCAAAAUGAACCUGCAAAAAUCACUACCAGCUCUGCAGUUGAAGAAGAGGCAGCCUCCCCUCCUGAUGGAAAAGAAGCCUUGAUUUCUGUGGAGGUCCCCCCAAAGAUCAAUGAAAAGACAGUUGGCGUGAUAGUCUCCAGAGAAGCUAUGUCAGGAAGAGUGGAAAAAUCAAGUGGACAGGAUAAAUCCCAGCAAGAUGAUGCUUCUACAAGUGCUCAAGUACUGCCAUCUGCCUCUGCAGUGAAAGAGACUAGUCUUGUAGGAGCACAGCAAGAGCCACAAGGUGGAAAUAAAGGGAGCAGAACUGGGGACAGCACCACUAAUCAUAAUGAAGAUGGAAAUAAUCCACCUGGUCAUGCUGCUAUUGGCUCUAGUUUUUCAAGCAGAACAGAGCCUUCUAAAUCCCCUGGUAGUUUGAGAUACAGCUUCAAAGAUAGUAUUGGGGUUAAUAUGCAAAAAAAUUCUGGUACCUUUUCACAAUAUCCUUCAGGUCAGGAUAAAGGGGAAUUUUCAGUGCAUAGUGAGCGAAAGGGCAGGAAUGAAAAAUUUCCCAGUCUGUUGCAGGAAGUUCUACAAGGCUAUCACCAUCAUCCUGACAGGAGAUAUUCUAGAAAUGCCCAAGAUCAGCAUGGAAUUAGUGGAAGUUUAGAAAGUAGCAUGAGGCCCAAUGUCCUGGUUAAUCAAACAAAUGAAUUAAGUAACAGAGGUCUUUUAAAUAAAAGUAUUGGAUCUCUUAUGGAAAGUUCACACUGGGGACACUGGGAUAGAAAAUUAAGUGGUAGUACAGCUGAGAUGAAACAGAUAAAUUUGGUAGACUAUCCUAUGCCUAGAAAGUUUGACUUAGAUUCCACAGCUCAUGAAGGGGGAGGAGUCUCGGAGAGAAGAUCAGUUAUUUGUGAUAUAUCACCUUUGAGGCAGAUUGCUAGAGAUUCUGGGCCACAUUCUGGAGGACAUAUGAGUGCUGAUGGCAGGAGUGGAAGAAGUGACCGUCUGACUUCUAGUUUAAAUCAGUCAGUCAUCCUCCCUGGAGGCCUCGUAGCCAUAGAAGCCAAGCUAAAGUCUCACAGUGGGCAGAUUAAGGAAGAGGAUUUUGAACCUAAGACCUCUGCCAACAUUAACAACAAAAAAUCGGGAGAUCAUUGUCACCAUGCCAGUUUUAAACAUGAAUCUUACCGAGGGAAUGCUAGCCCUGGAGCUGCAACAUUUGAUUCUGCAUCAGACUACCUGCUACAACAGGAUAGCCGAACAACACAGAUGAGACGAGGACCUAGCAGAAUAGGAAGCAGCCGGGAAGGAAUGAGAGGUAAAUCUCCCUCUCAAUUUCAUGAUCUGGCAGAAAAGUUAAAGACGUCACCUGGAAGAAACAGAGGUCCGGUGACAGAUCUUCACCAGAUGAAUCCACAUAUGGUGCUUUCUGACAGGGUCAACCGAAGUUCCUUACAUGCUUCUUUCUCUUCAAAUUCUGAAAGCUCAUCUUUGACUUCAGCAUAUCAUGGUAAUUCUCGAUCCCAUAUUUAUGGUGAUACUAAUCAAGGACUGAAUUCUCAGUAUCACUAUAAAAGACAGCUAUACCAUCAACAGCAAGAAGAUUAUAAAGAUUGGAGUAGCAGCUCUGCUCAGGGUGUGAUUGCUGCAGCUCAGCACAGGCAGGAAACGACUAGAAAGAGCCCAAGACAGCAACAAUUCUUAGAUAGAGUAAGGAGUCCUUUAAAAAAUGACAAGGAUGGAAUGAUGUAUCUCCAUUCUGGUUCUUACCAUGAUGCGGGGUGCCAAGAAACCAGCCGUUGUUUAUUGGGGGGUGAAAGCACUCUUCAGAAUAAGUGUGUGGAAGUUAAACACAUGAAUCAAAAGAUUCAGCAACAUGAAUCAGGUUGGGAUCUUUCCCGUCAAGUAACGCCUGGAAAGAGCAGUGGCUCUCUAGGGACAAGUCAGAAGAGAUUUAUUUCACAAAAUAGUGAUGCACAUAGGCGUGAUGAUGUUGGUGAUGUACUUAAAUCUGCUAAUGCCAUGGUAAGAAUUCCUGGCCAAGAAGAUCAAUCUCCUCAAAAUCCUUUAAUAAUGAGAAGGCGAGUCCGCUCAUUCAUUUCUCCUAUUCCAAGCAAGAGGCAGUUGCAGGAAAUGAAAACUAGUGGCAUUGAUGACAAAGGACGAAUGCUCCCUUUAUCAAAGGAUGGAGUUGAUAAAACUCUCAGUUCUUAUGCCCAUUCCUCUCAAAAUCAAGAUGUUGGUAGAUCAUUCUCAAAAGGAGAAUCAUCUAGGAAUCUUCCAAGUCCUGAUAAUAGAAACUGUUCUGGUGUUUCCAUCACAAGCCCAGCUAAAACAAAAAUUCUUCCCCCACGAAAGGGUCGUGGAUUAAAGUUGGAAGCUAUUGUUCAAAAAAUCACCUCUCCCAGUGUUAGGAGGAGUGCAUCUUCAAAUUGUGCUGAGGUUGGUGCAGAUGCAGUCACUCUUGAUGACAUUCUGUCCCUGAAAAGUGGCCGCCCAGACAGUGGGAAUGUGGCCAAUCAUGAGAUAGAAGCAGAAAAUAUAAAAGAAGAAGUUGUGUUAGAUCGAGAAAAUCAAGUACUGCCCAAUGAAAUUUCUCGGACAAUAUCUUCUGAAGAUUGGCGUGAUGAUGGAGAUGAGAUUGUGAAAAAAGAGGUUUCUGAACAUGCCACUGUUGGCAAAGACGGUUCAAUGCCUGUCUUGAUUCCAGCAUCUUUGCAGAAAUCUGUUGGUCAAGUAAGAAUUGAUGGAUCUGUAAGUUUUUCUGAAUCAAAAUCAAUUCCCCCAACCAAUAUUUUGGCUCCUGAAACAAGUGCAAAGCCAGAAGAAAAAGAUGGAGGUACAAUUAUGACACCCAAGCCAGAUCCUUUUCCUCCAAAGGGAUAUUUUCCUUCUGGUAAGAAAAAGGGAAGACCUAUAGGUAGUGUAAACAAGCAAAAGAAGCAACAACAAUUACCACUUCCAUUAGUGCCAGAAGCAGUGCAGCUAUCAGAGGAAGCAGUAGAUGGUGAACCAAAACCUAAGAGACAGCGAAGAGAGAGGAGGAAAACUACAGCACAGCCACGAAAGCGGAAACCAAGACGAGCUGCUCCCAUUGUGGAGCCUCAAGAACCAGAAAUCAAAUUAAAAUAUGCUAUUCAAUCUCUUGAUAAAACUGAUACUAGGAAUAAAUCUUUUUUCCCUUAUAUUCAUGUGGUAAACAAGUGUGAGCUAGGUGCUGUCUGCACAAUAAUUAAUGCAGAGGAAGAAGAGCAGAAUAAAUUGAUGAGGGGUCGAAAAGGACAGAGAUCAUCAACGCCACCUCCUAGCAAUGCUGAGAGUAAAGUACUGCCUAUUUCCUCUUUUAUGCUACAAGGUCCUGUUGUAACAGAGUCAUCUGUUAUGGGCCAUCUUGUCUGUUGCCUUUGUGGCAAAUGGGCCAGCUAUCGCAACAUGGGUGAUCUCUUUGGACCUUUCUAUCCACAAGAUUAUGCAGCCACACUGCCUAAGAAUCCCCCUCCUAAGAAGUCCACAGAGAUGCAAAACAAGAUCAAAGUACGACAUAAAAGUCUUUCUAAUGGUUCCAAGACUGACACAGAGGAAGAAGAGGAGGAGCAACAGCAAAAAGAACAGAGAAGCCUGGCUGCCCACCCACGUUUUAAAAGACGGCAUCGCUCGGAGGACUGUGCUGGGGUUUCUCGGUCACUUUCAAGAGGUGCUGCUUGUAAAAAAACAACCACAGAGGGUGGCAGUGUUGGUGAAAAUACUUCCUCAGACUCUAAACUCCCCAUACCUACUUCUGAAGGUGGUCCUGAGUUGGAGCUACAAAUUCCUGAACUACCUCUUGAUAGCAAUGAAUUUUGGGUCCAUGAGGGCUGUAUUCUCUGGGCCAAUGGGAUUUACCUAGUCUGUGGCAGGCUUUAUGGGCUGCAAGAAGCUGUGGAAAUAGCUAAAGAGAUGGACAAUACAAACAUUGAGAAACUACUAUCUAUCUGAACACUAAAUAAUUCUAACCUUUCAGAAAUGGAUUAGUCCAGUGGAAUUUAUUACUAUUUCAAUGUUUUCACUGUUGUCAGUAUGAGUCAAAAUUGAGGAGAAAAGCAGAAUGCCAUGAAAAAUGAUGAAAGUAGUUCAAAGUCAGAAGUUACUGAUGAAGACAAAUAAUAAUUUAAAAAGUAGCUGCAACUGCAUUUGUAUUUGCAUUGUCAGGAGACUUUGAAUUUCUACAAAUUAGUCAAACUAUAAAAGAUGGAGAAUACCACAGAAGGAAGCCAGCUCAUUCAUAUUGAAAAACAUUGCUGGACUUGUGGACUCCCGGAAAAAAUCCCGUUCCUUAUGUAUUUGUAGCAUUCUCCAUAUAAAUAAAUUUCAAAAAAUGCUAACUUAUAAUUUUUUACGUAUUUACUUUUCACAAUACCUGGUAAAUUUUGUUUGUCUAAAAACUUUUACACUCAUACAAUUGUAUGCUAAUAGUCAAAUGAAAGCUGCUGUCACCUUUUCUCAUAUAUUAUUGAAGAUGUUUUUUUUUUAAUCCAUGGGAAUUAUUUGAUUGUUUAAGCAUUCACUUAGACAUCCAUUUAAGCAUAUAAUUUCUUUUUCUUCUGUUCAGUGGUAUCAAAUUCUUGGAGACUGUCUGGACAAGCCCCUGCAGUUUCUUGGCAAGGUCUUUCAGAAAUGAUGUGCCAUUGUUCUUUUCCUAAGGCUGAGAGAAAGUGACUAGCUUAUAGUCACCCAAUAGGCUUUGUGCCUAAGGUGGGACUAGAACUCAUGGUCUCCUGGUUUCCAGCCUGAUACUUUAACCAUGACACCAAACCAGCUCUGAAGCAUGUAAUAGUAUGGCUUUAAUCAAGUAGCAAAAGAAAAAGAUUAAUUUAAAGUACUUUUUAAUUUUUUUUGCAUUAUUUGUAAAUAAUGCACAUUCUUAAAAUUAAAACACUUUGGAGACUGGACUGUUUUCUGGACUAUCCCUGAACUAUUUCAAGCAUUCAUCUAUCAUUGCACACUUGUGUUCUCAGGUUUGCCAAAAUUUUGUAGUCAUCCACCUACCUUGGAAGUGAUGAUAUCAGUUUGGGUAAUGUUUUCCUUGAUUCUUGUCUUCUCUGGUGAUGUUGUAUCUGUUUUAGCAGACCUGAAAGCUCCAGUGGUUGGAGCUUACUAUUUGAAAAAAAGGUUGGGAUUCUCUAGACUAGAAAGAUAAAGUUGAUGUUCUUUUAUACCUGCUCUUCUUCAAAAAUGAGGCCAGAAUUUCUUUUUGUCCUUAUUUUCUACCAGGACUCUGUCUAUAAUAUUCCAAAAUACUGUUUCUCUCUCCAAAAAAGGACUUAGUGGGAUCAUUACUGAUGAUCUACUUCCCAAUGCUUGAGUCACAAGUCACAGAGUUGCUGCAACGUGAGAUGAACAGAAUAUAAAUUUAAUAAAUAAAAUAAAUAAGUUUGAGUUUUGUCUUCUAUCUAUAUAAAGUGAAGUUCAUUUUGUUUCCUGUUGACUUCAUCUUUGGUUAUUUUGAAUGCAAACUUUUAACUUCUACACAUAGUAGGCAAUAAAAGCCAGUUUAAUAAAAAAAAAAAAACAACAGCAGGCUUGCACUCACAGAAAUUCUAUUUAAUACAUGCCUAACACUUAAAAGUAAAAUAAUUAAAAUAUACUAAGUCAGGCAUUCCAUGGUGUCAUAUAAAGUAUUAGAUUUUAUUGGGAGGUUAUUGUGCAACUUCCUGUUGUGUGCCAGUUACAUCCUUUCCUGGAUAGGAUAGCUCUCCAGUCAUUCAUUCAUGCCCUGCUCAUGUCCCAUUUGGACUAUUGCAGUGCAUUCUACAUAGGGCUACCCUUGAAAAGUAUCUAGAAGAUUCAGCCAAUUCAGAAUGUAGAUAGAGGAACACAAAGUUGUGGGGCUGGUUAGCACUCUGAAAGCCCUCCCCGUGCUUUUUAAUGAAUUUUUAAUAGUGCUUGCCUUUUUAAAAUUGUGAUUGUAUAU